Cladocopium goreaui is the source of this 1488-nucleotide messenger RNA. Lineage: Eukaryota; Dinophyceae; Suessiales; Symbiodiniaceae. The record is from the annotation of a GenBank genome assembly.
AUGAGCGCCCAACGGGCAGCGUCCUUGAGGCUUUCCUUUGAGCAGCCUGGCGGCCUUGCUUUGAGACGACCCAUUGGAGAUCAGGUCAAGAAGAACAUCAGUGUUUACGCACCCCGUUGCAAAGAUCAAGGCGUGUUGACUGAAGAUGGAUCAUACUACUUGGAGUCGUGGGCGCAAGCCCAAUGGCCAUUGAGGCCAAGCGGAUUUCGGAUGGGCAUGCGGCAUGCAGGGUCACAGCAGCCGGGUGAUGACAAGAAGGAGGAUGCUGAGGCUGGCGAGAUGUUUUUUGCCAGUGAUGAUGAAGAUUGCAAGACGGCUGGAGAUCACGAUGCCCAGGGGCAUGUUGGUGGCCCAGUUGAAAUUGAAGAUUCAGAUCAAGAUGGUCAGGAGGAUGACGAAGACUCAUCAGUGGAUGCAAUGGACUUGCCGAAAUGGCCUAACCAUAUGGAGUUGGGAGCACGCGGCUUCAUUUCCAGGGCUUUGACGGAUUCCUCUUUCUCUGAGCUUGUCGGAGACCUCAAGUCUUUGAGUUCAGCCCUGCAAGGCUUGGACAGGCCGUCCCCAGCCAUCAAAAUCGGCACCAUUUGCUCGGGCAUUGGCACGCAGGAAAUGAUUGGGGAUAUCUUUGCUGAGCUGUGGAACAACAUGGACCCAGAUGCGCCCCUGAAGGUGGAGCAUACCUUUCUCUGUGAAAAUGAAGGCGCCAAGCUGAAGUUCCUCGAGGAGGCAUUCCCAUCGGCAGUCCACAUAUUUACGGACAUGCGCGACCUCCACAAAGGACGCGCCAGAGACUAUAAAGACAGCAACAGCUACAAGAAUGUUCCCCAGGUCGAUGGAGUCAUCUCUGGCUUUCCUUGUAUUUCAGUUUCCCCUCUCAACAUGUAUGACUUGGAGUUCCGCGACACAACCCAAGCCACCGGAUGCGGCUGGCAAAGUGUCAGGCAGUUUAUCCGAAAGUUUCGACCACAAUGGGCAAUCUUGGAAAAUGUCAAAUCACUUGCCCAUUGCAGGAAGGCUGACAAUUACCACAAGCCGGUGGAUCACAUCUGCAGUGUGAUGCGAAAGCUUGGCUACAUCCCAGCAUAUGAUGUGGUGAACACAUUGAACUUUGGGCUUCCCCAAUCUAGAGCACGUUGCUGGAUGAUGUUCAUCCGUGCUGAUUGUCAGCAUGAUCAGGCCGACCUUCUUGGAUCCUUCCGAUCUUUCAUGCUGCAGCCUUGUGGUUUGGGCAAGGUGCUUGUGGGUGGCCAUGAUCCUGUGGGCAAGUUUGGUGGCAUUGCUGCAGUGGAUCGAAUGAUUGCUGCCAUCAAGGCCAAGCACUUGGCAACGUGCAUCCCGGAGCGGGAGAUUUGCAUUCUUGCUGUGGCUUGUGUGGAUUUGGUUCAGAACCACGAUAUCGAUCCACAAGCUGAAGCAGUUAUUUCUUUUGAAAUCCUUUGCUGGAAACUCGUGGGGGCCUCAAUGUGUUCUUUCCUACAAUCUGCGUAG